CAUCCGGUUAUCGAUCAUUUCGUUAGAUGCCUAAUUGCGGCAUCCCCGGAAAUAUAAAGCACAAACCCUAAUAACUUCUCUCUUCACUGCUCUCCGCACUCAGCUGCCUAAACAGACGCAGCCACCGUCUACUCUUCGAGUAGCUUGCAUUUGUGAAGAUGGUGAGAGUCAGUGUCUUGAAUGAUGCUCUUAAGAGCAUGUACAAUGCAGAGAAGAGGGGAAAACGACAGGUCAUGAUCAGGCCAUCAUCAAAAGUGGUUAUAAAGUUUCUUCUGGUCAUGCAGAAGCAUGGUUAUAUUGGAGAAUUUGAGUAUGUUGAUGAUCACAGAUCUGGAAAAAUUGUGGUUGAAUUGAAUGGAAGGCUGAACAAAUGUGGGGUUAUUAGUCCUCGUUUUGAUGUUGGGGUCAAAGAAAUUGAACCUUGGACUGCAAGACUACUCCCCUCAAGACAGUUUGGGUAUAUUGUGUUGACAACAUCUGCGGGCAUCAUGGAUCAUGAAGAAGCUAGGAGAAAGAAUGUCGGCGGUAAAGUGCUUGGCUUUUUUUACUGAGCCGGGAUUUUGAGGGUUUCUUUUUUGUCACGCGCGGCCUUUUAUGAAAGAAUUAUGUUCUAUAGAUUUUUAUUUGGAAUCUGGUUAGACUUUUUUGUCUUUGGUUUUGAUUUUCUUUUCCAAGUAUUGCAUUUGGGAUUGUUGCUUAUUGAAAACUUAAGCUGUUAGCCCGUUACAAAGUAUUUUUUUUUUUGGUAAUUAUGAUUAAAAAAGAACCCUCUCGAUUUUGGAUUUCA
Cornus florida is the source of this 787-nucleotide messenger RNA. Its product is annotated as small ribosomal subunit protein uS8. Gene Ontology annotation, cellular component: ribosome; cytosolic small ribosomal subunit. The record is from RefSeq and is a predicted model, not a curated record. Gene Ontology annotation, biological process: translation. The coding region runs from base 159 to 551 and encodes 130 amino acids. Gene Ontology annotation, molecular function: structural constituent of ribosome. The transcript has 4 exons. Lineage: Eukaryota; Viridiplantae; Streptophyta; Magnoliopsida; Cornales; Cornaceae.